Molecule: messenger RNA, 3783 nt
Organism: Epithele typhae
Lineage: Eukaryota; Fungi; Basidiomycota; Agaricomycetes; Polyporales; Epitheliaceae
Product: SAICAR synthase-like protein
Exons: 4
Coding region: 1-3783 (1260 amino acids)
Biological process (GO): inositol phosphate biosynthetic process; phosphatidylinositol phosphate biosynthetic process
Cellular component (GO): cytoplasm; nucleus
Molecular function (GO): inositol hexakisphosphate kinase activity
Source: RefSeq, a predicted model, not a curated record
AUGCCUUCUGCCUCCGAGAGCUUUGGCUCCGCGAGGCUCGCUCCCCUCUCUCCCCCCUCCCCGCCCUCUUCCCUCUCGCCCUCCCCGAGCUCGCCCACUCUUGGCCAUGCCACUCCGCCCCCCGCGGGCCCCUCUGCCCUUGCAAGGAACCACAUUUUCGCGCUCUCCUCCGCGCCCUCACACGCGCAGUCCCAGAAGGUCCCCCGCAAACGCGCACACCGCAACUCGAGCAGGAGCGGCUCGGAUGGCUCUGGCACGGAGACCCAGCAGGAGGUGGACUCGGCGCUGACCCUCCUCUCGUCUCGUACGCCCGCAAAGCCGGAUCUCUUCCGCACCGUCUCGCCCACCAAGGCCCGCCGUGCCGUCUCCCGAAGAACGCCAUCCCCUGUCUCUUCCGCCUCGUCGUCUUCCUCCAGUCCAGACCGCGUAGUGCCGCCAAAUUCCGCCUCGGGCAUCGGGCGCAAGGUCGCAGCGUCCUUGGACCUCUUCAGGGAGACGGCGCCGAGCCCGUUGCAGGAGCAGAGCGAGGUUGAUGUAUUUGAUCUCCCCCGCCCCGAGUCAUCCUCGUCCAAGAGGAGAGGAACCGUUCCCGUCGACCAGGUUGGUCAGGCCCAGUUUGAGUUCGUCAAACGGUCCGACUGGCCCGACCGCGAGGCGGCCGCUAUCCGGAGGGAGAAGAGCUCGACAGGCUUGGAGCGUGUCCGCACACGCGAUUCCGUCUCCUCUGUCGCCAGCUCCCGCGAGCCCGACUUCCGAAAGCGGAAGGAGCGCACUCUUUCCCGCCGCGACACCGUCCUCAGCGACCUCGUCCACUGGCGUGCCGCCGUCGAGCCUGGCCGCGACGACGACGGCAGGGGCCGCCCACGAGAGCGCAUCGUGCGGGUCGAGCAGCCCGUCCCGCCGCCCCUCGAUCUCUCUGCCUCGCCCGGUUCCGAGUCCUCCAUCUCCUCUGCCUCAACGCUCCAUCACGACACUCGUUCCCCCAGGUCGCCCUCAGUCGCCCUUUUGCCUCCCCUCUCUCCCCAUCUCCGCGCGUCACCCUCUCAUGACCUCCAUCCGCCACUCUCGCCCCUGGAUCGUCCCGUUUCUCCUUUCGACCUCCACGAACUCCCGCCCCCUGCUCGUAGGAGCUCGCCGUCCCUGGGCGAUGUCCCCACACCAACCCCCGCCGCUGCCGUGACACGCUUCGAAAUCCCCCUUGAAUCUCCCUGGUCCACCGACGACGAUGACGACGACGACGACGACGACGACGACGACGACGAAUCAGCAUGGGAGACAGCAUCCAUUACCACCUCCACUUCGACGACGUCUGCUUCCUCGCCGUUCCCUCUCUCACCCUCUCGGGACAGCCCCCAUCCCCAACCUCGAGUGCACAAUCCAAGCGACGAGGACGAAGAGCGCCUGCAACGGGCAAUGUUGUCACCUUACGACGACUUGGAGCUUAACUCGUCCGCUGAUGGUCCUCCCGAAGCCAGUCUUAUCGGGUCGUUCGGCGAAUCCCAGGAGAGUCUGCCGCAUAUCCCCCUCCGCCCCUUCCGUAAUCAAGUCGGUGGGCACAGUGCCAUCUACAAGUUUACUAAACGCGCUGUAUGCAAGCCGCUCGUCUCGCGUGAGAACCUGUUCUACGAGGCUGUUGAACGGGAAGCCCCUCCAUUGCUUGAAUUUAUCCCUCGGUACCUGGGCGUCAUGCUUGUAAGCUACCGUAAAGUGCCGAAGAGCUCCAGUGUCUCUCCUCAGCUACCCUCCAGCGGCAAUCCCUCCGCGAUUGUCCGAGCGUCGCAGGCGGCCCGUCCCAUCAUGCAGAAGGCCGCCAGUGACAGCCCAAGGACUGUUUCAUCGAAACUUGCCGAAGAGGACGAGGGUGACACCGAUGACGAGGAAGCCGAGCUCCCUGAAGUCGCUCUUGAUUACAAUCGGCACAUCAUUCCCCAAUGGCUACUUCGUGGCGGACGUCACCGCUCGAUGUCGCAUUCGGCUUCCUCCUCGUCAGUGCCUCCAGUCAACCGGCACCCUCGACGCCCUCACAUCGGUGGGCUGACUGCAUCCAGCCCGGACUUGGGCAUCGCCUCCCGCUUAAACCCCUUCUCCCCCAACUCCUCCCAGCGGCCUCCAUCGAGCCGGUUGGCUCACUCCCACACUGCAAACGACCUUGAUGACUCCACGCCGUCGACCUCACCCCGCUUCCCCUUCCCCGGAAACGGCGCCGUUUCUCCGAAUGGCCCGUUCCAAAACGGAUGGUUCAACGGAACGGGUUCCACCGUCGUCAACACCAAGCUCCGGGACCAUGUCUUCAGCACCCUUCUUCGUCGCCUAUGUCGACAGGUUCCUGGUCGCGGAGUGAGUAGCAAAGGGGAGGACGACGGCGAGGUGGCAGAUGGCGAGGCGGACAGGGGACCAUUCAGCGACGGCUCGCGGCGGUAUCGUCGGAAGAAGAAGCUGAGCCGAGUCGAACGGUUGCGGGAGGAAGAGAGCAGCCUGCUCGGGCAACCGUUGCGCCGGGUGCAGAGCGAGCACCAGAUCAGCAGCCUUGGACAGUAUCCCACACACGCCAACCAGCAGCAUGACGGACCGGCGGAGAUGUUUGAGUUCGAGCCGCAGGAAGCUCCUAUGUCCACGUCGCAGGUUCGCGAAGGACAGUCGUUCUCUGCUCGUUCCUUCGGCCGCAGUCGGUCGCGCUCUGUCCCUCGCACCCUCGUCCACCCCCCUCUGUACCACGAUGCCUGUGUACUGUCGGAGCAUGUCCGCGACCCCGACCCGACUGUAACCCGUCAGAAUCACUUCAUCUUGAUGGAGGACCUCACUGGGCGGCUGAGGCACUCGUGCGUGCUCGACCUCAAGAUGGGCACGCGGCAGUACGGCAUGGACGCGACACCGGCGAAGAAAAAGAGCCAGCGGAAGAAGUGCGAUAGGACGACGAGCAGGGCGUUGGGGGUGCGCGUGUGCGGGAUGCAGGUCUGGAACCACGCCUUGCAAGCGUAUGUGACCCAAGACAAGUAUAAGGGCCGUGAAGUCCGUCCCGACGAUUUCCCCGCUGUUCUUGCCUCCUUCCUCCACAACGGCGAGAGUCUCCUCGUCUACCAGAUUCCCAUCAUCAUCCGCAAGAUCUAUGCACUCGCCCGCAUCAUCAACCGCCUUAAGGGUUACCGCUUUUACGGCUGCAGCCUGCUCUUGAUCUACGACGGCGACCGCGAGGCCCAGGAGGCCUUUCGCACUUCGGUCCUCGACCACCCCUCGGCGCGCAGCAAGCGUGGCGAGUCACUGGAACGCCAGCUGGAUGCCCGCUCGCAGAACGAAGUCCCGGCCUCUCGCACGCUCCGCCGUUCCCACUCCGAGGACCUUCUCAUCGGCCCCGUCGCCGACCGCUCCUCGCGACGCCGGAAGCGCGGCGAGAUGCAGAUUCGGCUCGUCGACUUCGCGCACACCACCACGGGCCAGGACUGGCUGCCGUCCCCACCCCCGAACGGGGAGACAGAGGAGGUGACAAGCGGAAAGGGUUACCAGGCGGAGGUAGACCCGGUGACGGGUCUCAUCUACGCCCGCUUCCCGCCACAUUACCCGGACCAGCCCGACCGCGGGUUCCUCUUCGGGCUGAUGAACCUGGCGGAGACACUGGAGCGGAUCUGGAACGAUGAGCGGCUGUCGCGGAUCAAGCUCUCGCGCGAGGACCCGUCUGCGGCCGCAGAACAACUCCCACCACUCGCCACGGACGGCAAGGAGAUCUUUGACAAGAUCUUCAGGCGACCCGGCACGGGCGAGGAGGACCUCGGGUAUAUUUCGACUUGA